GCCCAGGCACGUGGUCUGUGCUUUCUCGGCGAUUAUUUUGGUGUUGUUGUCUUAACUCCUUCCUUCUACUUUCCCCCCGUUUUUCAUCCCAUUAUCACCUCAUUCUUAUCGUCUCCGCCAUCCAUGUCCACCGACGCGACCUGAGAUGGCUCCCCUCUUCGCUAAGCGAUUGAAAUGCUUCUAUUGCGGGCGCCGCUCAGCCCUGUCUGGCGGCGAUACUGCCCGCAAAUGGUGUUGCAAACAUUGCGAAGCCGUCAAUUAUCUGGAUGAGAAAGGAGAAAUCACAGACCCUCCUGCUGCGGAAACGAAUCCAGAUGUCUACGGUCCAGGCGGAUCCAGCCCGCCCUUCGAGUCCGCCGACUUUACGGCCUCCAGCUUGUUCUGCGCCCAGUGUCUCCGCAACCAACACCUCUUCACCAGCGCGUUAGCGUCUUAUUUCCCGUCAUCCGAUGAUCCCAAUUACAGUGCAUAUGAGAAGGAGUACCCCAAGUUUCGCAAGAACAUGGAGGAGCGGUACCCGCAGGUGUGCGUCAAGUGCGAACCCAGAGUGAAGCAGCGCAUUCGUCAGGCAGGAUAUGAGGCCAAGUCGGAUCACUUAAGGCGCAUGAUGGAUCGGAGUAAAGCUGGGAGGGCAGCACGGCAAGCUCGCCGAUGGAACUGGAGGAAUCUGCUGGCCUUGGCCGGUGGCCUGGGUUACUGGAUCAGUGUCGCUGGCCAACUUGGCUGGAACGCGUGGAGUGCGUUGACUGUGGAAGAAGACGAACCGCUACAAGAUCCGGAUGCUCCCUCGAUGUCGCCUUCUGUCAUGUCUUGUUUGCGCCAAGUGUCUGAGAUUCGCCGUGUGCCGAGUUCCUGUUCAAUCGAUCUGGCACCGUACGCCGGCCUUGCUCUGAUCGCGGGUAUCCUGUCUAUCUGGUGGAACCCGAAAUUGCGCCUGAAGGUGGAAGGACGAGGCGGUCGCUUCGUCGGACUCGGCGAAUACUACCAGGUGCAGCUCAUUGUCAUGGUCGUACGAUGCGCUUUCUGGGGCGUCCUGAGGGACCCGACGUCAAGUGGACUACCACUAGACCUGCCACCCACCUUGCAUCUUUUCAUGAUCUUCUUUACUGUAUUGUCUGUUGUGGUCUCUCGGCGCAUAGUGCGCUACGAUACCCGCCCAUUGGUAGUAUGGACCGAUGACACCCCCGCGCCCACACCAAACCGCAGAACCGAAGCGUCUCCUCCACCCAGUACAAGUAGCAGGCAGGCAGGAUUUUCAACUCCAAGUUCCGAUCUCCGGCAGCGCCCCUCUCGCUUUCCGCUGGAGAAGUUGGGCACGCCAAGGGCGACCACCCCGCGGGCGGCCCUGGAGGAACCACACGUUCUCACGCCACCUCCUGAAUCAGACGACAUGGACUGGACGCCUUCUGUGCAGCAUCAAAUUGCGCCCACUGUCAGCGUUCAUCAGAGGGACCAAAAGUCCGUGCUCGAUGGGCCGAUGCCUUUCUACGGAUCCGUGCCUGCUGCGCCGCAGCCACCCGCGUGGAACUUGCGCAACCAGCCCGCUCAACGCCCGAAACCCAUCGAACAAGUUGUGGAGCGUAAUCCAUUCCACCGUACACCUACACAGUCCAGCCCGUGGCAACGAGGCCAGAGUAACUCAGAUACCGUGUUUGCGCCGCCCAAGUUCUUCCCUCUGAGUGACCACGCUGCCACGACCGGUCUUGAGAGCCUUUUCGAUCGAACCUUCACUAUCAAGUCGCCUGAGGAUGAAGAAGACAGCACCUGGCAGGCACGCCAUCAGACAUCGAACUCUCGAUCUCGCAAUACUACCGACUUGCACAGCUAUUUUGUGUUCCAGUAUCUCCGGCUGGGUCUGCUUCUUGUCUCCCUCGCUGCUUGGUUUCUCUCCCAGUAUGAAAACUUUUCGAUCCCUGGAAACUACGUCGAGGUUGCCUCCUUGGGUAGCGCUAGUCUGAUUGCUGGCUUCGCUCUUUUGGAGGCUCUGAAGCAGCCUAUUGUGCAGUGGAACGGCAUGGAAAUCCUUGUCUACUUCGCAGAACUUGUGGCAGCCGUUCAUAUCGGGGGGAAUCUUCCGCGCGUCUCUUUUGAACGUCAAUAUUUCGACAGAUACGGUCAAUUGCUUUUGGUCUUUAUGGCGGCCCAGGAGGCGUUGGGUCUACUAUCUCUGUAUAACAUAGCUAGAGCUAGCAGCGCUGGCCAGCCACAACAGUCGGAGCAUAGUGAGUCAUCACAUGGCCAUGCCGCCGAGACCGCUCCUCCGACGGCGACCAACCGCCAGUCUCAGCUCCAAUCGUUCAAUUCUCAGGGCUCCGCGCCGCCUCUCUCCUUCUCCUCUACCGUCCCGAGUUCCAGCUUCUCAACGCAGUCACCCGAGCCAUACUAUUCACUCGCACCCUCUCCAUACGACGGGGCCUUUAACAAGGAUCACAGCUUCAGUCUCAAGUCUUUGAAAGGACACGAAUCCGACGCCUCGGAUUUCUAUGAUUGCGACUCGGACGCCGAGACCACCGUCACCACCGCGACCACCGCUACGAACAACACAAUCCGAAACAUCCGCUAUGGACGGGCCGCUAGCGAGGCAUUAUUCUCGCCCAAACGGUCCGAGCUAGGUCCGGGGAUCGGGGGAUUAAGUCUUGACGACGGGCCCUCCUCCCGCCGAGUCACCCGCAGCCAGACGAAACUCCAGCGAGGGGACGGCUUGCGUCGGUUCCCGGCCCGGGGCCUGAAAUAGCGGGCCUCUGCCUUGUUUUAUUCUGUCAUACUACUAUCUUCGCAUUUCGAGUGCACGUUUGAGCGCUUGCACUAGAGGAGUUGGGGUAGCCAUUGCUUGUAUCAGAUUGUUCAUACGCGGAUCGCAUCGUUGGUGGGAUCGUAUACCUUGGUCUAGGGAUCUUUCUGUCUUUUCGGGUGUUUGGACUUUGUACAUAGGAGGUGGAAUUUACGAAUCAUGACCCCUACUUACCUCAACGAUACGGGGUAUCAUUACCAACCACACUCUUUCCCUUCUCACACACACACACACAUAUAAACGACUUAGUCCAGGGCCAAACAUGGCACUUCAAACUCAUGAAUC
Aspergillus ibericus CBS 121593 is the source of this 3076-nucleotide messenger RNA. RefSeq lists its product as uncharacterized. The record is from RefSeq and is a predicted model, not a curated record. Bases 146 to 2734 code for a protein of 862 amino acids. Gene Ontology annotation, biological process: nuclear inner membrane organization. Gene Ontology annotation, cellular component: chromosome, centromeric core domain; mitotic spindle pole body; nuclear inner membrane. NCBI's taxonomy places the organism in Eukaryota, Fungi, Ascomycota, Eurotiomycetes, Eurotiales, Aspergillaceae. The transcript has 3 exons.